AUGCACCCCAUCUUGGGGCGCAUUGCCAUCGGUUCCGUGCUAUUUCUUAUUCUUUUCCCUGUCUUAACCUGCCAGGUCUACAUCAUAUGGCCAUGGUAUGGACGUGAGCUGUCCGUAGAGCUCAUAACUCUUCUCUUGCCAUUCAAUGUUUUUGCUAUAUCGUUACUAUGGAACUACUACCUAUGCAUAAUUACUGAUCCUGGGGAGGUUCCGGAUGGUUGGAAACCAGACACGCAAUCAAGCGAAGGGUACGAGGUUAAAAGACUGACAGGUUCCCCUCGCUUUUGCCGUACCUGCCAGAAGUUCAAGCCUCCAAGGUCACAUCAUUGCAGACAAUGCAACAGAUGUGUGCUGAGAAUGGACCACCAUUGUCCUUGGACGAAUAACUGCAUCGGCCAUUUCAAUUAUGGACACUUUAUUCGUUUUCUAUUUUACGUGGACGUCACUUGCUCGUAUCACCUCGCUAUGGUCUCAUACCGAGUGAUGGCCGUAUCUGGGAGACGGUACUAUGACCAGCCAACGGGUGCCGAACUUAUCUUUGUCAUAUUAAACUACGUUUUCGUCGUCCCCGUGAUCCUUGUAGUUGGAGCCUUCAGCAUUUACCAUUUCAACAGUCUGUUGGGCAAUACCACAACUAUUGAAGGCUGGGAGAAAGAUAAAGCUGCAAUGUUACGAAGACAUGGCAAAAUUGAAGAGGUCAAGUUCCCAUAUGCAAGUAUCUCAUUCAUGUCGACAAACGAUUUACUGAUGCUAACGCAGAACCUCGGCGGGAGGCGCAACAUUGCCUCAAUUCUCGGCAACAAUCCACUUUUGUGGUGUUGUCCAACCGUCCCUCCUGGAACUGGUCUUAAAUACCAGCUUUCAGUUGCUGAUGAACAUCAUAACUGGCCUCCUCGAGACCCGGCUUUGGCUGACCAGCAACCCUUCAAGCUUCCUGACAGUCCAUGGACAUACGAAAAUGGGGAUGUUAAUCCAAAUCUGCUUCCAUCAAAUAGUCAACUACGUGGUGUUAAUGGUAACCGGCACAAAUCUACGCAAGAUCCUGUCUCUGUUUUACCACCCUAUCAUCUAGAUUACGAGGAUCCUGGAGUUGACGCCCAUCCUGGACGACCGUAUUCUCCUGGCAGUGAUACAGAUUACUCAGAAGAGGGGCACUCUGGAGCUGUCAGGGUGCGUCGGGGCUCGGAGGGGUACGAGGUGCGCCCUCUAAAUCGGGAGCAGAUGUUGCAAGAAUACGUGCAGGACCGGAUUAAUGAGGCUGGCCGAUACCAGGUGUAUGAACCUGAGCACACUCCAGAGAGUGACCAUGAUUUUGAGAUGGAUGGGUUCGAGCAGGAUAUCGAUGAGCCAUCUGGGGAGGUCAACACAAUCUCGGAUGAUGAGGUUUCUCUUGCAUUACAAUGA
Molecule: messenger RNA, 1404 nt
Organism: Suillus bovinus
Lineage: Eukaryota; Fungi; Basidiomycota; Agaricomycetes; Boletales; Suillaceae
Product: DHHC palmitoyltransferase-domain-containing protein
Exons: 9
Coding region: 1-1404 (467 amino acids)
Molecular function (GO): palmitoyltransferase activity
Source: RefSeq, a predicted model, not a curated record